AGCCCGGCAUAACUUAAAAGCCUGGCUGUUAUUAUUUUGCAUUUGUAGCCGUUGUGAUAAAUCUAAGGAAGGAAGUUGUUGUUGUACCCAUAAUGAAUCUCCUUAAGUCUCACUUGCGUGGAAUAUUUUAUCCUCCGGGAACAACUCCUUUAAAUUGGAGACUAUUCUCCAUCGUUUUCUUAUCUUCGUUUUGUUCUGCAAUGUCCAUCACCAUAUUGUUUCCAUUUUUACCAGCUAUGGUAAAGAGCUUUGGGAUUUCAGAUGAAGACACAGGAUACUAUGCAGGUGUUGUAGCAUCUUCAAUGUUUAUUGGACGCACUGCAGCUUGUUAUUUUUGGGGAUUAAUGACUGAUAGAUUUGGAAGAAGGCCUGUGAUGAUGAUCUGCCUUACAAUGACCCUGGUUGGCAUGGUUUGCUUUGGUCUGUCUUUCUCUCUCUACAUGGCCAUCAUUACCAGACUAUUUGUUGGACUAUCUGCUGGAAUUGUAGGGACAUGCAAGACAAUUGCUUCAGAAGUCAGUGAUAAUACAAAUCAGGUUAUCUUGCAGAACCAUCACAGAAAUAUCCCAGUGUUUUUACGAAAGAUUCACUCUUUGAUAAAUUCCCAUUUUUCCUUCCCUGCCUGUUACACUGUGCUGCACUCUUACUUACAGUUGUGUUGGCCUACUUCUACUUACCAGAGACUCUUGUUACAAGUGAUGAUGAGACAUCAUCAAGCGGUUCAGAAACUGGUGAAUUGGCCAUGCAAAGCACAGCUUCCAACAGUUUAAUUGAUGAAGAUGAUGAAAAUAGCUGCACACAAAAAAAAAGUCUGGAAGAAACAGAGGAAGUAGAAAUAUUUAUCAAUGAUGUGAACAAAGAGGACAUUGACAAUGACAGAAACUGUUCUGGUUUUAAGAGUCGCUGUUGUCCAAGAUAUAGAUGUUGUAAAUUCUUCAGAGACAGUAAAAUUGCAGUUUUAUUGAGGGAUCGUGUUGUAACCCUUGCCAUUUGUGUGUAUUGUUCACUUUCAUUCAUUGUCAUUGGUUAUGAUGAGUUGUUUUCUUUGUGGGCUGCCACAGGACCUGAACAUGGUGGACUUGGCUUUUCUACUGACCAGAUAGGCACUGCAUUACUAUGUGUAGCAGGACCUAUGUUAGUUCUUCAAUUUUGGGUUUAUCCAAAGUUUGAAAGGUGCCUUGGAUCAAUCAGGGUUUUUCAAUUGGCAAAUGUUGUCUUGGGAAUCACAAUUGCUUCUUUGUCAGCCUUGAAUACCCUUCAUGACAGGUCAAAAGUUCUCUGGCCAUUGAUGAUUGUUGUUCUCAUUCCAAUGAGGUUGGGUAUUGGUUGUGGCUUUAGCUCCACAGGAAUCCUUGUCAACAAUGCGGUACCUGCUUACCUCUUAGGCUCUGCAAAUGGACUUGCAAUGACAGCAAGUUCCAUAUCCAGAACCUUAGCUCCAAUUUUUGCUGGGAGUGUGUUUGCCUGGUCGAUAAGUAAGGGCUACAAACACGGAUUUCCGCUUGACGAACACUUUGCUUUCAUAUUGCUUUCCAUCGUGUGUUUCCUGGCUGUUCUGCUGAGCUUUACUCUUCCCAAGAGACUGAACAUGAGACCGUCAGCGCCAGUGAAAGUAUGAAGACAGAAGCCCGCAUUUUCUUUCCCAUCAUUCAGUGUUCACACUGUAUAGAAAAGGGAGGGGCGGCAACACAAUGACAGCAUGCUUGGCGCAACGUCAUAUUUAUGCCACUCAGGCAUUCGAGACUACCAGGAUGGGGGUAGCCUCAUCUUUUGGAAGGAGCUGCACGCUGUUUUUAGAGGAAAUGACAGAUGGAUUAGAACAAUAAAAACUGUUACAAUUUAAAAAAUUACAGUUCAAGUUUGAAAGCAUUGGGUUAAAGUUUAAAGAUGCACAAACUCUGGGCUCCUUUAAAACUAGAAUAACUUUAAUAGGACUUAAUCAAAAGCUCGUUAGAUAGAUUUUAAAUUUAAUAGCAUAUUUAGUACAAUUUUAUGGUCUAUUUUUGAUUGUGGUACUUACAUCUAUUUGUUUGGUGGUGUUCUCGUUGUUAAUGAGAGACGAAUAGAAAAACGGUUAUUAAUCUAUGUAUGCCUGAAUGAAAAAAUUAUGAUAAAGCUCGUGUGGUUUUCGCGACGACGAUACGCGAACAUCGCUUCAAUUUGUUUUAACUAACUAGCACGUCAUGAAUUUAUUACGGAAAUUCUCUCACUAGUUGUCUGAGGUAUUUGAUAUGUUGUUCAGAACUAACGAUAACAUCCAUCUUCAAUCUAUUAAACGCCCUAGAUCUAAAUCUACAACGUAAUGUAACUCAAGUCUAUAAUAAAGUGCAAUGUUCAGUUGAGAGUCUA
This is a messenger RNA of Pocillopora damicornis (cauliflower coral), 2349 nucleotides long. RefSeq lists its product as uncharacterized. Gene Ontology annotation, molecular function: transmembrane transporter activity. NCBI's taxonomy places the organism in Eukaryota, Metazoa, Cnidaria, Anthozoa, Scleractinia, Pocilloporidae. Gene Ontology annotation, biological process: transmembrane transport. The record is from RefSeq and is a predicted model, not a curated record.